AUGUCACCAGCAACAAGCUUUGCCGACUCCUCAGCUCUCGAAUCCUCACCUCUUUUACCCUCCCGCUCAAAUUCCACCAACCACUCCUCCUCGCCACCCAAACCCUCCCGCCAAAUAGAAGACGACACCAUCCCAGAAACCAGCACUCUAGGCCGAAACCUCUCCUGGUCCAGCGCCUACAUCCUCGUCAUAUCCCGAGUGAUCGGUUCAGGAAUCUUCGCAACGCCCGGACCGAUCCUCAAAACCACCGGUAGCAUUGGUCUUGCACUUCUCCUUUGGAUAGCCGGUUCCCUACUAGCUUGGCUCGGACUCCAAAUCUCCCUAGAAUAUGGAUGUAUGCUCCCCCGAUCCGGAGGCGAAAAAGUUUACCUCGAAUUUACGUAUCCGCGACCACGAUUUUUGGCUAGUACGUUGGUAGCUGUCCAUGCUGUUUUGCUAGGUUUUACUGCGAGUAAUUGUAUCGUUUUUGGCGAAUACAUACUCUUUGCCUUUGGAAUUGAAGGUACAGAAUUAGGACAAAAAGCCAUUGCGUUGGGUCUCCUCACUUGGAUCACCAUCGUGCAUGGAUGUUUUCUCAAAACAGGAAUAUGGAUUCAGAAUUUCCUAGGAUGGAUUAAAGUAGGCUUAAUUUUGUUUAUGGCAUGUACAGGAAUAUUCGUCGUGGUAUUCGGUGUGAGGCUUCCGGAAACACAAGCUCCUUUCUCUACAUUAUCAAGAGAGGGAUUUUCAUGGGACGGACUUUGGGAGGGUUCGAAUUGGCAUUGGGGUACUUUGACCACGGCUGUUUUUAAGGUGUCGUAUUCUUAUGCUGGUUUGUCAAAUCUCAAUAAUGUUCUUAAUGAAGUUAAGGAUCCUGUGAGAACGCUGAAAACUGUUGCGCCGGCUGCCUUACUGACGGCUUGUUCAUUAUAUUUACUAGCGAAUUUCGCCUAUUUAUCAGUGGUUCCGCUGGAAGAAGUAAAGGAAAGUGGACAGCUUAUCGCCGCUUUAUUCUUUGAGAGAGUUUUUGGAGAUAUUGGAGGACGUAUCUUAUUACCACUUGCUGUAGCGGUUAGUGCUGCGGGAAAUGUAAUGGUGGUUACAUUUACACUUGCUCGCGUAAAUCAAGAAAUCGCCCGUCAAGGUUUCCUCCCCUAUUCCAAAUAUCUCUCCUCCUCCGCUCCCUUCGGUGCACCCCUCGGCGGCCUAAUAGUCCACUACAUCCCCUCCUUCCUCGUAAUAGCCAUCCCUCCCCGCGGCGACGUCUACAACUUCAUCCUCGACGUCGAAGGAUAUCCCGGCCAAUUCGUCGCUCUAGCUAUUUCCCUAGGCCUAAUCUAUCUCCGCUAUAAUCGACCCGAUCUCAAAAGACCCUUCAAAGCCUGGUUACCAGCUGUUUGGAUCAGGAUAGCCAUUUGUCUGGCUUUGAUAGCGGGACCAUUUUUUCCGCCGGAAAAGGGAAAUGCGGAUGUGGGAUUUUGGUAUGCUACGUAUGCGGUUGUGGGAGUUGGGAUUAUACUUUUUGGGGUGGGGUGGUGGGCGGUGGUUUUUAGGGUGUUGCCUAGUGUGGUGGGAUAUAGGGUUGAGGAGGAAGUGGAAGUUUUGGGGGAUGGAACUAGUGUUACGAGAUUGGUCAGGGUUAAGAAUGAAGAGUGA
Sclerotinia sclerotiorum 1980 UF-70 is the source of this 1635-nucleotide messenger RNA. RefSeq lists its product as hypothetical. Gene Ontology annotation, molecular function: L-amino acid transmembrane transporter activity. Lineage: Eukaryota; Fungi; Ascomycota; Leotiomycetes; Helotiales; Sclerotiniaceae. Gene Ontology annotation, biological process: amino acid transmembrane transport. The transcript is spliced from 2 exons. The record is from RefSeq and is a predicted model, not a curated record. Gene Ontology annotation, cellular component: membrane. Bases 1 to 1635 code for a protein of 544 amino acids.